AACAACCCCCCUCUCAAGAAGACCAUACAAAGACAUUUUUAGAAUAACGACACUCUCUUUACCUGUAAUAAAUAGCGAGCAGUGCCCUCUUGUCUACUUCAACCCUUGCAAUAUUUCUACAACCACAAGAUCUUCCAAUUUAAACCGCACGUUACAUCAGCGUCAUCAUGGCAGGCGCAGGUGGAAAGAGAAUCGCAAAGGAGCUCAACGAAGCUACAAACCCUCCCCUGCCAGGAAUCCAGGUCACCCUCGGCGAAGACUCCGAUAUUCAUCAUUGGAAUGUCAUAAUCGAAGGACCUCCGGAAUCUCCCUAUGCCGGUGGCCUAUUCAAGCUCCUCCUCGUGCUCCCGACCGAAUACCCCUUCAAGCCCCCGAAGAUCAACUUCAAGACCAAGAUCUACCACCCGAACGUCUCGAACGAUGAGCACGGCUCGAUGUGCCUCGGCAUGCUGAAGGGUGACCAGUGGAAGCCGUCUACUAAGAUUGUGGGCGUGCUGGAGGCGGCGCUACAGCUGCUGUCGGAACCGGUGCCGGAUGAUGCAGUCGAGACGGGGAUAGCGGAGGUGUAUAAGAAUAAUCGCAAUGAGUUCAAUAAGCAGGCCAAGGAGUGGACGAAGAGGUACGCGAAGUAGGGUGUGGGUUUGUGAUGGGAUGGAGAGGGU
Molecule: messenger RNA, 662 nt
Organism: Pseudogymnoascus verrucosus
Lineage: Eukaryota; Fungi; Ascomycota; Leotiomycetes; Thelebolales; Thelebolaceae
Exons: 3
Coding region: 168-632 (154 amino acids)
Source: RefSeq, a predicted model, not a curated record